AUGACUCCUCUUUUAGACGCAUUUGGAAAGCCUGGUACUGGAGUUACUCAGGGAAACUUGGUAAUGGUCGGUAACUACGACAUGUGUCCCUCGAUAACAGAUACGAACAAGAACCAAUACAAACACUGUUACAUCGGGGCACCAACACGGAUAUCCCCACUCCUACGAGUAGAUUGGAGUGGGUGUUUGCCCGUAGAGUGUGUUCCCGACCAUGACGAGCUAGAUACGUGGAUUAAAAACAUCCUCCCAGAAUCUGCCGUCAAUAUUCUUAACUCCUCCCUGAAGUUGGAGAAUGAACAUAUUUAUUGUACGAAGGAGAUUGUGUAUGAUACUGGAGCUUACAUAGGGACUGUUUACCUGGCAAUUAUAGCACUCUUAGUUCUGUCAGGAACACUACUGUUCUCCUUACAACCAGCAGUGGACAGUUUAAGCAAGUCACCAACCCAGGAGACCACACUGAACAAGAUACUGAAAUGUUUUGCUCUCCAAAUCUCAUUCAAGGCUCUUACAAAAACCACUACUAAACCUGGCCAAAUCCUCUGUCUGAACGGUAUCCGAGUCCUCAGUAUCAACUGGGUGGUCUUGGGGCACUGCUAUUUGGUGUUUGUUACUCUAGCCUCUGACAAGAGUUACAUUGUUAACACGCUCCUACUGAGACGAAACAAUCCACUGAUUUUCAACGCAUACCCUUCAGUGGACACCUUUUUUACGCUUAGUGGUUUCUUGGUGGCGUAUUUGUUGCUGAAACAGUUGGCUAAAGGUGGCACUUCUGUGAUGCAUUGGUUUGCGUACUACUUUCAUCGUUAUGUAAGGUUGACACCUCCGUAUCUUCUGGUGAUACUGGUCGAGUGGGUUAAAGGACCCUUCAGUUUUGGAAUGGACACAUUCCACGAACCUUGUAAAGAAUACUGGUGGGCCAACUUGCUGUAUAUCAAUAACCUGGUGCCGUGGAAGGGAGAUAAGAUCUGCAACAGUGAAUCUUGGUAUCUUUCUAACGAUAUGCAGUUCUAUAUUGUGGCUCCUAUUUUUAUCUUCCUGCUCUUUUGGAGACCUUUACUUGGUUUAUUUUGGAGUCUCUUAGCAAUGAGUGUGAGUGUGGUUAUAGCUGGUGUGAUUACUUACAACUAUAAACUUGGACCUGCUGGAUAUGCUAGCUUAAACCGUGAAGACUGGUGGCUGCUCUACAUCAAACCUUGGAUCAGAAUCACGCCCUAUAUUAUCGGUAUUCUUGGAGGAUGGAUCUACUGGAAGUAUGGCAAAGCGCUGAAACAACGCGUUCAACUUAUGCCCGAGUGGAAAAAGAUUUCAGUUGCUGUUCCCUGUUGGACAAUUACAGGUGUUACUCAAUGGGCAGUUGUGUUUGGACUCUACAAUGAUAUAAAGAUGGUCAAUUUAGAGCAAAAGGCGCCAAGUAUGGUUGGCAGCGUGUCCUACCAAACAUUCGCCCGAAUUGCCUGGGCCUUGGCUAUGAUGGUGCAAAUAUAUUUAUGUCAGAGUGGUUUGGGAGGAUUUAUAAACUCCCUCCUAAGCUGGAAAGGCUGGCUGGUUUUCUCAAGACUUACUUACGGGGUUUACUUACUUCAUAUUGGUUUGAUGUCAAUAAUGCUGGCUCAGAGUAGGCACUCAUUUUACAUACACCCUGACUACGAGAUGGGUGUCCGUUACCUGGGGGUACUAGUGGUGUCCUACUUAGCAGCUGCUGUGGUGUACGUGUGUUUGGAGCAGCCGUUAGCCUCGUUAGAAGCACUCACCUACAGGAAACCUCAAACUACCACCACCAGAUCUGACGUAGACUUAGAGGCAGACAAGGCACUUACUUUCAUUAAUAAGCACACAGAUUAGGGAAGGCAUCAGCGGGAGCAGAAAUAAUUUAUAGCAGACAAUUGGAAUAGAGCACCGAUUGAGACAUUUGUUGUAAGCGAAAAAUUAGUCACUAUAAGUAUAAUAGUGCACCGAUUUAGAAUCGGCAUUUCCCGAUAUCUGGAUUCUGGAGCAAUAUCUCCAAUUAAUGGGAAUCCCACAAACAGUUAUAUGGCUAUGAAAAUUUUUCUAGUCAAAUCCUAGGGCCGGGGGUGGCAGUUAAAUCACAUUGCUUUUGCUUCACUAUUGCUAAAUAAUGUUGAAUAGUGCUGUCGCGGACGAAAACGCUGAUACAAGUUCCGCAUGA
Molecule: messenger RNA, 2167 nt
Organism: Bolinopsis microptera
Lineage: Eukaryota; Metazoa; Ctenophora; Tentaculata; Lobata; Bolinopsidae
Product: nose resistant to fluoxetine protein 6-like
Exons: 10
Coding region: 1-1842 (613 amino acids)
Molecular function (GO): acyltransferase activity, transferring groups other than amino-acyl groups
Source: RefSeq, a predicted model, not a curated record